AUGAUGCGGAUUGCAGUCGCCGGCGGAAGGGGCUUCGGGUUUCUGCUGGCGACAGAAUUGGCACAGGCGGCGAAUGCGUACAACGUUGUUGUUCUAUCAAGAUCUGCAAGGCCCGAAUUCGACCAGUUCGACGUCCAAGUCCAUGUCGUAGACUACCACGACCACAACAGCCUAGGUUUUGCGCUCCAAGGGGUCGAUCUGGUCAUAUCAACGAUAUCCGGCACCGAACAGCUGCAUCUCAUCGAUGCUUCCGGGCGCGGGCGCGUCCGCAUGUUUGUCCCCUCAGAAUUCGAAGGGCCCCUUAGCCGACGGCCCUCGCGGAAUGAUCCCCUAGAUCGCGGGUCCUCGCAAGCGCUUGCUCUGCUAAACCAGUGGUCUGAGUCGUCACGAAUGAAAUAUACCGUUUUUUCAUGCGGCCUCUUUAUGGAGCGAUUUCACCCUUGCGGCAUUAUUAACACCUUUGGCAUCGGCCACGGCUCUGGCGUGGGCGGUCCUGGAGAAUUUCUCGUCAAUUCUGGGACAGGCGCGGCCGAGUAUCCGGAACAAGAUUCCAAAGGGCAUUCGGUACGUGUUUGCCUCACAUCGGUGUACGACGUGGUUCGAUACAUCGUGGCAGCUGUCGACCUGGGGCCCUCGCAUUGGCCCCGUGAGUAUACCAUGUUCGGGGACCGGAUGAAAGUCCGAGACCUCAUCACCACAUACAGCACCGCUUGCAAUGCGGUGUUUACACGGCAUGUGCAGCAGCCCGCAGAACUCGAAGCCUUGCUUACCUAUUAUGCUCAACUGGGCGACUAUGGCAAGGUGGCAUACUAUCAGAGGCUCCUUGCGACAGCCAACGGGCGGUACGAUUUCUCACAGGCGACACUAAACGAAGCCGUCAACCGGAGCAGUAGCGUCAGCGUCCAGCCAGUGACAUUCGGCGCCUGGCUGACGAGCGUAUGGCAAACAUUUUAG
Molecule: messenger RNA, 954 nt
Organism: Trichoderma gamsii
Lineage: Eukaryota; Fungi; Ascomycota; Sordariomycetes; Hypocreales; Hypocreaceae
Exons: 3
Coding region: 1-954 (317 amino acids)
Source: RefSeq, a predicted model, not a curated record